This is a messenger RNA of Porites lobata, 12522 nucleotides long. Lineage: Eukaryota; Metazoa; Cnidaria; Anthozoa; Scleractinia; Poritidae. The record is from the annotation of a GenBank genome assembly.
CAUGGGCUGGCCGUUUUUGCGAAGUGCUUGAAAUCAAGCGGUGUUUGAGUUUCAAAAAUUGGUAGACUGUGAAAGAGAAAGAGGCGAUUCUUUGGCGAUUAUUGUGGUCAAAGAGCCGCUGAGAACGGUGAGAAGGAGCACAGAAGGCAAACUGAACGUGAGGUGAGUUAUUUUCUUCGAAGAUCUCGAAUAAUUGCGGGAACUGACGUAAUUCCAAUUGGGAGAGUCAGCGCAUAGUUAGUUCAGACCAUGGGUGGGUUAUCCAUGUCUCUCUUAAAAUAUGCGUAAUAUUAUGACUCUGUGGCAAUCUGACAUUCACUUAUUUUUUCCUGUAAAGCUCCAUUCUUCUGAAUUCCUAUUAUAUUUAGCUGUACUAUAAACAAUGCGCGUAUGGCGAAAACCAUAUGUCAAUCUACAAGACCCAAAGUUUUUGAGAACUGAUCUGGUUAGAGAACUUUGUACAGUGACCUUCUUUUGCUGAAAGAUAUUACGAUGCCCUUGCCGGUAUAAAUUUUGAGCAGUAUAACGUCGUGUGCUUAGUUUCUUUAGAUUCAAGCUACUAACCUUGCAUCCAUUCGUUGUUUUAUGACUCACAGGAAAUCUAGCAAAGCAGCAAAGCGAGGGUGUCGCUUGUAGUAUGGAGUGAGCGCGAUGAUUAUUGUACACAGAUCGCUCAUAAAGGAAUGUUUUCAGUGGAAUUCAAGAUCAUAGAUGCUCUUGAUUUGAACAAAAAAGUUGUUAGGAAAGACUAGGAAAAUUUUGAGCCAUGGUUUUGACUCCCAGACAGAAGGAAGAACUGUAAGUUUGUGGGUUUGGAAAACUUGAUUUAUUCAUCUUGUAAAUUGAUUAAGUUGUGCUUGUUUCCAGAUCGAGGUUGCGCUGGCAAGUUAACCUUUCCCUUUCUGUGCCCAUAGAUUAGUGUCCUACCUCCUACAAUAAUUAUGUCGUGCUAUGAAACAUCGUUUACCGCAAUUAUGUCGAUAUUUUUUCAAAGCCCUGACGGAUCAUUGCGGAUUAGCGCAUUGUAGUUGAUCACAGACAAAGGUGGACUCUUGCAGGUUUCACUUCCCGUGAACAAUGUAUUUUCAACCUCUCCACGUUCAUAUUCCUUUCUCUGACUUUUGUCACCUUCUAACUGCUAUUUUAUUCUUCAGACACAAAGCCAUUGCUGACUAUCUUUUCCAAUGUGGCUUCGAAGAUGCCCUGAAUGCUUUCAAGAAAGAUGCAAAUAUGGUGAGAAUUAAAUUUAUCACUUUCUUGUUUAUUUCGCUUACACUUUGUUUUGCUGCUGUAUGCUGUCAAAUAUCCUUGUAAUCAAAGUUCUUAACCUUUUAUCUCCCAUGUUUAGUUGACUUAAUCCUCCAGGGGAUUUUGUGUAAUCUUUUCUCCCUGAGGCAAAGGGGUAGAAGUUUGUAGUGUCGCAGUACCUCUUUUUAGUGUAUAGUCGCUUAGACAGGGAUACAGCCUAACAUUAUUCCACUCUUUUUAUUAUUGUGUUGUGUCAGAACAUAUCUUUGCUCAAGUUAAUUUAAAAAAGAAAAUCUUUCAUCUUGACAACUUGACUGAAGGUUUUGGGGUGCAUGUUUUUUUGUUAUUGUAGGAGAUGUUGAUUAAUUGAUUAUUACUGUUCCCCCUGGCUGGUAGUCAUCAAAUGGGUCCAACAUUCCUGUUGCAAAACAAGCAAUAGUAGUGCUGUGACUUAGAGUACUAAAAGCAAACAAAAAUUCAAGUAAAAUGCCAAACCAUCUGUACAAACUGAUGCUAAACAAGUUUCAUGUGAAAUGAAUGGUCACAUCAUAGACUUUCAACGACAAUAUUGAAUAUAAAGUAUGUCAUAAAAAGAUAAAUAUUUCAUGUGACCUCCUUUCUUACCUGGCAAAAGUACCUUUUAGUCCUAGGAAUUUUUCUUUGGAGGAAGGAAAGUAACUCUUAUCUCAUGGUUGCUUUUUAUUUUCAGCCUGGAGAACUGGACAAAAAGUAUAGUGGUUUGUUAGAAAAGAAAUGGACUUCUGUUAUUCGUCUUCAGAAAAAGGUUGGUUUACGUUGUACCUCAGGGUACCAUUACUCAAGUCCUAGCACAAAAAAUCCAGUAAAUCACUGGCUAAACAGAACAUCUAUAAUGCGACGUCUUGUCCCUUCCCUGGGCCCAAGGUGGUCGCUUUAUAGAGGUUUGAUUGUAUUACUUUAUAAGUACUUGACUUUACCAGCCUGCAGACAUUUUAUGGGAACAGAGACCAAAUUUUGUUGUUACCUAUAUGUGCUAACUGUUGAUCAGAAGGAUCUACGCAGAAGGUGUGCAUUUCCACAUAUUGGUUUAAGUUCCAGUAAAUCCUAGGACAUUUUAUGAGGACAGCACAGUUACUGACAAGUCAUAUAUGUAUGUUGUGGCUCAUUUUCAUCCUUGGUUUUAGAAUUUAUUUUCCUAGGUUUUAACCUCAUUAUUAUACAUUACCCUGCCCUUCUCAAGUAAAGGGGAAAAGAUUGACCAAGGAUAAAAUUGAAUCCCAAUAUGCAGUGAUUUUGCUACAAAUAGUAAUGUUAUGGUGAGUCCUGGGACUCAUCUUAUGAAAAAUCAUGAGAACCAUCGAGUCCCAGUUAAAAAAACAAGUCCUAAAAUUAAAAUGCUUGGGCCUCUAUGUAACCAGACGGUUAAUCUGAGGACAGACUCCAAAACUCUUUAUUGCGGUUUACUGCAUUGAAAAUAUAUUCCUUCUAUUUAAAGCUCAAAAAAGACUAAAACAAGUAUGCAUACUUACAUAACAGCCACAAUAACAACUGCAGAAAUCACAGGGACAGGAUAUUCUAUAAAACCAUCUUCAGAUUGAUCAAUCAAUCUUGCAUCCUAUGGGGCACAUUUCAUGAAUUUGUUUGCAUGUUUGGAGAUUUUUAUGCAUCAGGGAUGCAGGACACAGAGGUAACAAAAUCGCUGAGUAUGAAAUUCCUAGUGGAGGACUCAGUUUGUUGCUUUUCAAAGAGGGCUGUUCCAGAAGCAUUUCAUGACUAACUAUUUAUAGAGACAAAGUGGCUGUUUUCAGCUGACUUGCACCCACCCGAAGGCAUGUUGCAGUAAAAACAUUUGGUGCCAUCUUUUGUCAGUAAAAAGAAAAAAAAUUGGUGAGCAGGAUUGAUUACACUUCUUCUGUAAUUUUAGUUCCCCAAAACACCUCACUUGCCCAUUGUGGAAGUAACAACAGAAUUCAUGAACCCCAAUAGCAAAAUCCAGUAGCCCUGGGCUAUCAGACACUACUUUCUUUGCACACCAGUAAAAAUAAACCUAAAUCUUGCUUUUAGCCAAUCGAUAUAUAGAUAGAGAAAUAACUAGCUGCACUAUGAUUAAGUUGUAUUUUGUCAAAUUAAACUGUUUGAAAAUAUCCCUUUAGGUUAUGGAUUUAGAAGCCAGAUUGUCAGAGGCAGAGAAAGAGGCCAAUACGGGUUCUGUAGUGAGCAAAAACCGCUCUCCAGAAGACUGGAUGCCUAGACCUCCAGAAAGGUUAGAGCAAGUGUAAAUGUGUUGUAAUUCCUACAUGAAUGUGGCAAAAUUGUCAAGGACCUUUUGGGUUUUUUUGUCAAUAAUUUCUUUCUCAUCUGUACACUCUUUGUCACAUGUUUACAUUCUUUCACUCGUAGUCUCGCUCUUAUUUAAAAAAAGGUUUAAAAUUUCUGGCAAUUCUUUAAUGUGACUUUUUUUUUCUGUGACAGAUAUUCCUUGACUGGCCACCGAAGCCCAGUUACCAAAGUUUUAUUCCACCCAGUGUAUAGGUAAGACUUUCGUACAUACUGUAGUAAUACUGUAGAUUGAGUUAGUUUAGUUUUUUGGUCUUUUGUGAGAAGAAAAGAAAACUAAGCCAAGUUAACUUUUGCAAAGACUUCUGAGACUGUUACUAGAGACAGGGGAAAAACUUGGCCAAUGGCUGGCCAGUGCAUCUCCAGUUACAAUCCCAGAGAUACUUGCAGGAUGCAUUUUGACUCUAGUUCCCUUUGUCAUUUCUUAACCCUUUAAGUCCCAAUACUGACCAACAUCAGUUUUCUCCUAACAAUAUCCAUACAUUGUCAAGAGAUAAAGUUAUGAGAAUUAAUAAAGUGAUCACCAUAGAGAAAAUUGCAAGAUCUUUUAUCAAAUUCUCUCAACUAAUUCCUAAAGGAGAUGUAUGGAGAUCAGUUUGGAGAAUGUGUAUGUGGAUAUUGGGGCUUAAAGGGUUAAGUGAAAAAUGCAUUUGUGGGGCUGACAAAUUUUUAUCUUUCCAUGACCCUGAUUGAAAGAGAUAUCCCCAAAAGAUUCAGAUGUCCACAGGUUUAGAAUUGAGAUCAAUUUUCUGUUGUUGGUUCUGAGGGUUAAGUAUUGUUUAGAUAGGGAUAUGUACUUAGUAGCUGUUGCUUUAGAGAAUUCGAUCUACAGUCUGUACAACCGUUUUGUUUGUAUUUAGUGAAGAGAGAUGACGUUGACAUCUAUAUUUUUUCCUUUAUUUUUCCCUGUGAAGUGUCAUGGUAACAGCAUCAGAAGAUGCUACAGUUAAAGUUUGGGACUAUGAAACUGGAGACUUCGAACGGACCCUGAAGGGUCAUACAGAUGCUGUACAGGAUCUAUCAUUUGAUCAUACCGGAAAAAUAUUAGGUAAAAACGAUUCUACAAUGAGCUAGUGAUUCUGACUUCUAUUGCUAUCACAAACAAUAUUGGAUAGAGGCUAAUGUUGUUAGAUACAGUCAAAACUGCAUGCGUGAGCAUCUCUCAAGGGACCACCUCCUAUGAGCCACAGAACCAAGAUACUGAACAGUGUUUCCAGUUAAUGUGCUACAGCUGAAACCUCUUGUAAGCCAUGGUACAUGUGGAGCAAAUUUUUUGUUUAGGAAUCAAUUCAAAGUGGACAGACUGCAAAUUAUAGUAGUCGCUAAAAAUGUAUAUAUUAACGUGUUGCAACUGUUCAUCAGUAGGAUGCCUAAAAUGCGUACAAUUCCACAAUUGGCUUUGGCUCCAUUAAAUCCUAUAUCAAUGCGAUGGCAAGGCUUGAACCCAGACCAAUAGAUCCUAUGUUCAAGAUCUUGUGAUCAAAACCAAAAAUAAUUAUUUUAAAAUUUAAGAGGAUGUUGGCGAUGUUUUCGAUAUGAAGAUUUUGUCAAAAUAGGAUGUCACUUUGUUAAUGGAAAACUAACUGCAUCCCUUGAUAAAGUGCCAAGCUUUUUUAAUAUUAGUUAUACCCUCUUGUCCUGCAUGUGACUUAAAAAUUUAAUUGUAAAUUAAUAUUCGUAGUUGCUUGGACAGUAUGGUAAUUGACUGAUACUUAUCAUAUUUAUUGUUAUUUUAGCGUCAUGUUCUGCUGACAUGUCCAUUAAAUUAUGGGAUUUCCACGAAUUUGAGUGCGUCAAAACUUUAACUGGUGGGUGUGUUUUUUUGCUGUGCGUGAUUUGUUAAUUUUGUGUACUAAAGUUUGAACAAGCCUUUAAAAAACUGUCUUCCUGAAAUUUUGUUGAGUUUGUUCUCUUCUGAAAUGGUAUUGAUGAAGAUCUUUCUUUUUUAACAAAAAACAGGACAUGACCAUAAUGUCUCGUCAGUGACAUUUCUGCCAUCAGGAGAUUAUUUAGUGUCAUCAUCUAGAGAUAAAACUAUAAAAAUGUGGGAAGUUGCUUCCGGGUAAGUGUCACUAAGGGCUGACUUUGUUUGUUAUUGUCAUUGAGAAAAUGGAAAUUCCAAAGAUAAUAAGUGAUGGAUAUAGUUACUUAUUUGUCACUUGCCGGCACACUUUCCUUGUGGAUAAUGUAAACCUUGAAAUAUUCAAAUAAUAAUUAUUUGAAUAUUUUAAGGUUUACAUUAUCCACAAGGAAUGUGAGUCUUCAUUAGUAAUUUGUAACUUGCCACUUCAUUGCCCUUGUUCCCCUCACUAAUGGGUGAACUCAUAGUGUAAUCUGAUUUUAUAGUUUUUGUGUGAAGACUUUCCAAGGUCACAGAGAGUGGGUCAGAAGAGUACGUGUUAGCAAUGAUGGUAAGUUCUGCACGCUUGAUCAUUUUCAAGGUUUGGAGAUUAUAGAAUUCUCCUUGCCCUCCUUUUUUCAUCCAGUUGACUGUUUUAUGAAGAAGUAAUAGUAAGCUUAAGCAACAAGAACGCUGACAUCCCUGGACGUCAUGAAUAGCGACUGGAAGAUCUAUGUCUCACUUGAUGGAACACUUUUGUCUCACACAACUCUGAAUGCCUUUGUUUUAACCCCUGCUGUAUGAAUUUGUUGAGGUAGCACUGAAAGAGAGAAAAUAUCAACUUCCGGUUGCCAUUUUUGACAUUCUUGUUGCUUAAGGUCCCUAAUAGUUCACAACAUUGUUUAGGUUUUAUGUCAGAGAUACUUAGAAAUGACUGAUGGUGAUAUCAACACCAAGCAAUCACUUAAAAACAAACCUUAGAGUGUCUUUUUUCCUGCUCACCUUGAUGCUUUCUAAUUGGGGACACUAUACUAACAUUACGCUACCUAAAGUUUAUUACUUAAACUUACUUACAAUUAAUAUUAAAUUACUUAAAUAUUAAUAUACAACAUAUUCUUGAAGUGAUGAACAUGCAUUCUUAAAUUGUUGCAAGUUUAAAAUUAAUGGAUUUUAAUAUUGCUUCCAUUUCACAAUCAGGUUCUUUGUUAGCAAGUUGCUCAAAUGACCAGGUAAAAAACCUACUUCUAUAUUCCUGUCCUCUUUAUAUUUUAAAGUAUAGUUUAACAGAAAUUUUAAGGUGCAUACUGUAUGUAAUUAUUGUGUGACAUAAUGUCAGAGGAUACUUAAGUCUUUACCCUGUGGAAAUGUGAAUAAGAUAUACAUUUUGUUCUCUUUUAGUAACAUACACUGUACUUAAGACCUAGACUUGGUCUCUGCUACAUUUCAGUCAUUUUCCUUGACUGACCAGUAUAUAAUAUACAGUAUACACUUUGCUUGGAAAAACAGUUACAGUGUAUAAGUGCUGUUUCCAACCGCAGCUUCUUAAAACCGAUUUAUGUGGCACAACUUUCUUGCAUGCAAUGUGCUUACAAGAAUCUUAUGACAAGAGUCAUAUUGUGUACAUCUCACUUACAACUUACUUGCAGUUAUCCAAAGUUUGAUUUACAAGCUAUGAUUUGGGUUGAAGGUCUGUUGUAAGCACAUCACAUGUAACAAAGUUGUACCAUGUUAAUUGACCUCUAGGAAGAGUUGCCUGUAAUGUUGUCUUUUGGAUGAAUCCUUAGCAUGGCCACUGACUGACCAAUGAACAGUAUACAGUAUACACUUCACUAGGGCAAGCAGUUAAAAUGUAUAAGUGUUUUUCCAACUGCAGUCCUCUUAAGACCGAUUUACAAGGCACAACUUUCUCACAUUCAGCGUGUUACAAUAAUCCUAUGACAUGAGUUGUAUCGUGUACAUCUCACUUACAACUUACUUGCAGUCAGUCAAAGUUUGAUUCACUGGCUAUGAUUUGGGUUGAAGGUUUUUUUUAAAACACAUCACAUGUAACAAAGUUGUACCAUGUAAAUCAGCCCUCUAGGAAGAGUUGCCUGUAAUGUUGACUUUGUGUCUGUGGAUGAAAUCGAUAGCAUGACCACUUAACAAAAUUAAUGAACUAACAUGUGGUUUGUUUGUUUGAGUUGCUUUGUAACUGAAGGGAGUGUGGAAUCUUUAAAGCUUUGCUGUCCAUAAUAGGGAUUGAAAAAGUUGAAACUACAGAAUUGUAUGCCAGCAAUUGAUUGCAUAUUUUUACAAUGUACAUGUAUUUACUCCCAUGGUAGUAGGCAAAACAGUGUGGAAAUUUAUGUCAGAUUGCAAAUUUCAUUGCAGACAAUCCGUGUGUGGGUGGUAGCAACAAAAGAAUGUAAAUGUGAUUUGAGAGAUCAUGAACAUGUAGUAGAGGAUGUGUCAUGGGCCCCAGAAGCUGCAAACCCUUAUGUGAUUGAAGCAGCAGGAAUUGAGGUAAUUCUCUACUUCGGUUUUUCAGGGUCCAUGAAGUUGUAGACUAGAGGUGACUCUCUCUUAACAGACACCCCCAUAAGACUGAUGCUGCUGUAAAAAAAAAGAAACAGAUGCCUAGAGUUGGUCCCUGCUUUCUUUACUCCCUUUAUUUGACUCUUAUAAGGUGGACAUCACUCGUAGACGGACACUUAGUACAGAUCCCAAAGGUGUUCUUCUCAGAGAGAGUUGACUGUAUAAAUAUCUGAUCUUAAUAUAAGUUGUUAUUCUCUCAUGAAUAUUAGAGAUAUUACAGGUUCUCAGUGUUAUAUUUUAUUUGCUUGCCAUUUUUGAACAGGGUCCAAAAAGAGGAGGAAAUCCUGGACCAUUUUUAGUAUCAGCUUCUCGUGAUAAAUCAAUCAGAAUGUGGGAUGUGAGUACUGGAGUGUGUCUUAUGACCUUGGUAAGUGGUGUUACGAAAUAACAUUGUAAGCAAGUGUAUUAAUUUUAUGGGGAGAUAAUAAUAAUUAAAACUAAAAUUUAAUGAUGAUAAAAGAACUGAGGGGAGUUCAAUUUGAUAUUAAAUCAUCAGGGCUGUCAUUAAGAGGUGGUGGAUGGGGAUUUCCCCCCGCUACUAUGAAUGUGGCCCCCGGCUAACAGAAGAAAAAUAGAACCAAAAGAAAUUCCUAGCUGUCUUAUUCUCGCCCACUUGUUGUAUUUACCUGGUAACGUGAAAUCUUAGUGAUAUCCCUGAAUCUUACGACUGAUUAACAAAAUCGGAUGUCUGCUUAGUUGGAGUCGGAUUUGUUUUAUUAUGAGUAUGAUUAGAGAUCAAAUUGGACGAGACAAAGUUCUGUCACUGAUAUUAAUCAUAACUAUAACAACAUCAAUUUUCUGAUAACUUCAAAUUAAAAGACAAGAUUGUGUCAAAGUUAUUGCUAGAAGUGAAAAAAAUAAAUCAUAAAAGUGUGUGUGCACAAUGACACGUACUGUCCUAUAACACUGUCUUAUCAAUGCUGUAAUUAGGGCUGCCGAUAGCCAAUCAGAUAAGGGAAUUUUGUUAUGGUUAUGAUGAUGUUGAUGAUGAUGAUGAUGAUGAUGAUGAUUGAGACUGAUCCACUACCUUUGAUGGGUGCCUGCAGUUGGGGCUUAUUGUUAACCAGGUGGCCAUGAUGCAGUCUUCUAAGGUUGACUGGCCACCAUGAAGAAUGCCCCAUUGAUACUACAUUUACAUUGAAAGUAUAAAUAUACUUUUCCUCAUGAUGAGAUUAUUCUAGUACAUGUGAACCAAGAGUUACUCCUUACAUGUUUCUGAUCCUGUGUUCCCUCUUCUUUUCUAACAGGUGGGGCAUGAUAAUUGGGUGCGUGGAGUGAUGUUUCAUCCAAGAGGCAAAUAUCUAGUUAGCUGUUCUGAUGACAAAACUCUUAGAAUAUGGGAUUACAAAAAUAAACGAUGUGCUAAAACUCUUACAGCUCAUGAACACUUUGCAACAACCUUAGGUAAGUUCCUUGCUGCUUUUAAAACCAUGUUUAACUCCAUCCAUUUGGGCUAUGUAAGCUUUUAGUGGUCCUUUACCUAUCCUGCACCAAUGCAAAUUUAAGCAGUUCUAGCAAAGGCAUUUUUGAAUGAUGCAACUUUUAGUGCACUUUUUGCAUUCUUGGGCACUGAUUUGCUUAAAUUUCUGGGCAAAUCCUCUAGUCAAUAAUAAUUCCAAAACAAAGACACUUAGCCAUAUAAAUUUGGUGGGGUUGAUUCGUAAUAAAAGGGAAAAGGCCCGACUUGUGAUAAUAAGUAUAAUAAUAAUAAUAAUGAUGAUCAAUUAUUCAACCUUUUUGCAGCAUAAACUGAAUUACAAGGCCGGUGUGGUUGACAUGCAUUCUCAAAAACGUCUUUGCUUAUUGAGGCUCCCUUUUUUUUCUUGAAAGAUUUCCAAUCACACAGAUUUUGUUCCACUUUGAGUUCUCUUUUUGGAAAUCAUGGACAAAACAAUGUAAUGCUCAAGAAAGCUGCUUGACCCUUCACCCCUUGCAAAUGUCUAAUGAACAAUAAGAAGUUUUUGUAUCUUUGCUUUGUGUUGAAAGAAUUCCAGGUUCUGUCAGGACUGUUCAAUCUCUCAUUUGCUGUUUGUCUUCAUUGCAGAUUUCCACAAGUCAGCACCUUUUGUUUUAACUGGAAGUGUUGACAUGACAAUUAAAGUGUGGGAAUGUCGUUGAUAAUUGACAGGGCACGAGCUUUUCAAGGUUAAUGUGCUGAAAUAGCACUCAUGUGGAAAGUGGUUGUUAGAAUUCAAGAAAAGGACCUUGCAGGACUAUAGGGAAUGGAGGAAGAGACUGGGAGCUUUCUUGAUUAGGAUUAAACUGUUUUCAAACUGUGCUGAGCAAAUCUCUUGAACGACAUCAUUCUUCAGUAACAGAGAAAAGUUACUAAUGUUGUAUUUUGUAUUUUGGAAAGUUUUAAUCAUUAUUUUCCUCUGUGCAUUUGCUGCUGGCCAUUGGAAAAAUGAAGUGUUGAAGGUCAAGUUUGAACACAAGUGGCUCUUUAAUGAUGUUGGCUUCUUGACAUGGUACUUUUCGUGGUUCUGGCAUGCCUUGUGUCUGUGAAGUAUCGACUAUGUCACUUAUUUAGAAUCAAGACCCUAUAAAAUGGUGCUAGAGUUAAAUUAACACUACUGACAUGCCCAGAAGAAAUCAGACAAACUAGAAUACAAUGUACUGUUCUACCUGGUGCUCGUGGUUCCCUUUCUCUAGAGUUUACAGUCAAUAUUAAAGGAACCCCCUGAAAGCUACGUUGAGGAAUAUUAUUGUUAGAUAUAUUUUUAAUUUUUUGUCCUAAGCUAGGGGUAAAUAAAUUAGACAAUAUAAUAGUAGUUUCAUAAAAUGGAAGCAAAAAUGACAUGUAUGUUCCAUUAUGGUUUUUAUCAGCAUUCAAGGUAGUGACAUGUGGGUUGACCAAUACAAUAAUUAUGCAGUUCUCUCUGUCUCGAAGAGAAUGUCAUCUAUUGAGACUUAAUUUCAUUAAAGUAUUCAAAGUGAAACUGCCAUAUGUGUUGUUUUUUCAGGGAAAUCCAGCUUGCUCUGAUCUGAAAUUAUUAUUUAGCGGUGAAGACAGAUAAAAAUGUGGCAUUCAUAUUUUUAACUUUCAGAACAACAAGGUGGUGAAUUGGCUUAAAAAAUAAGUUUAGUAUGUCAUGAGCUUGAGACAAAGAGCAGACAACUCUGAACUCAGAUUUCUAACUCUUGAGAUUUGUCUUUUGAGUUGAACUCUCAUGGAGAAGCGAAUUUCUGCUUUGUUUCAUGGCUGUCACAUACUGAGUGUCACAUCUUUCACUUCUUUUUGUAUUUACUUUGGAACAAAAGUCUUAAAAUUACUUUUGAGAACUAUUUGCUUUAGCUCCUUGAUGUACUUUUUUGUAGUUGUCAGUCUUCCUUGCUAUUUAAUAACCUAGUCUUGAGGAUAAGUGGAAGGUAUUCUUAAUAUUAUUUAUUGCCUGCCUUCAGAGCCUUCCCUUACCAGGACAGAUCAGGAAGGGGGAGGGGAGAGUGAGUCCUACCCCAGUUCCUUAGAUAUGCUUUUGUCAUAGAUACGAACUUUGUAUCUGCGGUGAAUUCCUCCACCAUCAAAACAUAAACUGUCUCUUUACUGAAAUAGAUUUCAUUGCAGCAAUUUGGGUUUAGGCAAAAUAUGACAGUUUCGCUUUGUAUUCCUCACUGAAUCCCACCUUUAAACCUUCUGGAACAUAGGAUGUUGAUAAUGACUUUCCAUUUUAUUGAAGCUACGAUGACUUAUGACCGAUUACUUCUCUGAAGGCUCAAAUCUCACCAGCUGCAAUAAUAGCUUCAUUCACAUUAGCUGGCAAAGGUUCUUGCUUGUUAUAACAGCUAAGCCAUAGUUGUCAUCAUUUCUAAACAUCAUAGGUAUAGAUGACAUGGUGUUUGCUAGAUUAUUAGUGAUCUUAGUUGACAGAUAUGAUUUUCGAAUGGUAUGAAGGUGCCUUCACAUGGAAAGACCGGUAAAUGGCAAGAAAUGCUUGAAGCAUUGUUUAAAACGGCAGGAGUGUUUUAUCAGGUUUAUAAACUCAAGGUGAAGCCGAGAGUUUUUACGCCUAAUAAUCCAUGACUGCGAGCUUUUUGAACAGCUUCAAAAUCUCUGAAAUAGAUCAACUCAUUCUUGCACUAAUAUUUAGAUUUGGGGUUAUUUGAUCUAAAAAAUUGGAUGUAAAGUUUGGCUGUGUCUUUAUCAGAUAUAAAGACAUUCAUUAAAUAUUAAUUUCUUUUGUUUUUUCUUUAUGAAUUAUUAAUGAGUUUUUGAAGUGGUAGACCAAAAUGAAAUGCAUUGUUUCAUCUGAUAUCCAGAUAUAGAGAAGUGGGUUGAAAAAACGAGGUACAGGGCAUGGUUGUUCAAGAAAGGGUUAAGAUAACCCAGGGUUAGUGCCAAAUUUGAAUUCAGAUAGGAAAGCUUAAGAAUCAAAUUCAGAUUAAAUCUUUUUGUCGGCAAUUCGAUGAUUGGAUUCUCUAAAAAGUAACAAGAAAAUUAUCCAAGAAAAUACUAUUAAACAAAUGAGAGGGAAACCCAGGUUAAAACUAUCGGCCUUCGAACACAUUGGCUCAGGCAUUUUUCCAGGGUUUGUUUAUACUGACUU